Messenger RNA from Acanthocheilonema viteae, 411 nucleotides. NCBI's taxonomy places the organism in Eukaryota, Metazoa, Nematoda, Chromadorea, Rhabditida, Onchocercidae. The record is from the annotation of a GenBank genome assembly.
AUGUUGCUGAUCACGAAAGCUGUAAACGUGGGCACGUGGGCCUCGAGUGUUAUUCCUGACGCCCCUACUGGUGGUUUAUUUAAUAACGGACAUAUUCACUCUUUGGAAAGUUUUGUUAAUGAAGUUUCAUCGGACUGGUGUUGUCAUUUGGUAGAUGGCAGUACGUUAGCAAUAUUUUUACCUUUUGAUCAACGUACAUGGAAUUUAUCGAAGGGUGCAUUUGUCUCGUUGUUGGAAUUUUGUGAAGACAAUUUGCCAGUUAGGCGUAUUCUGUUAUGCUUAAACAAAAGCAGCGUCGAUGAAACGGUCGUAUCUUGUUUCAAGUAUCUGGGUUUCAAUCCUCUUCAUCCUCAUUCGUAUCCAACCUGUAUUGAUCCUCAAGGAGUGUUUGCAAUGGUUUAUAAUAUGUAG